AUGUAAGAAAUAAAAUAUCCAGACUUAAAUAUUUAAAGCUAAGAAACUCUAUCAUAAUAAUUAUUUGAAAAUAAUAAUUAGAAUAUUAAAUUUAUUCCUGUAAUAAUACCUAAUCAGAAUUAAUUUCCAUAAAUUACUUAAGCUCAACCAAUAUUUUAAAAUAAUCAAAUAGCUCCAUAUUAAGAAUAUUCAAAUUAUCAAAUCACACAAUAAUAACAAACAAAAUCUAAUUUAAUAAAAGAUUAAGAUUUUUUACAAUAAAAGAAAUUUUUGAAAAAAAUUUUGGGAAUUUUUAUUCUUUGGACAAUUAUAGCCUGUUUACUUUACUUUUUCUUCUGUCUCUAUUUAUUAGAAAUUUCAAGAAUUGGAAUAGAGUUUUAUAUAAUAUUGAUUAUUUCAAUUAUAUCAAUACCAAUACUGAUUAAAGUUGGAUUGGAUCAAAAUCAUAGAAAUGUAUAAUUAUAAUAUCAAUUUUUUAGAAAUAACAUAGUAUUGCAAUCUUGAUAGGAUUAAUAAUAAGCCAUACACUUUUUUAUUAAGGAAUUUUCGGCAUUAUUAUGAAAAUAACUAAUGAUGGUUGGGCAUGUAUUUAUUUUCUCCUAUAAAAGCGGUGGCUAUUUUUUUAAUUUUCCUUAUAAUUACAGGGAUAAACUUUUUUGCUAAUUUCAUAAUGAUGAUUUAUAUAAGUAUAGAAAAUAAUCAAAUUAGAAGUUCUUGUAAUAAUUUAUAAAUUCAUUUUAGAUGUUUGUUUUGCACAACUAAUUUUUAUUUGUCUUUUCGUAAUUAUACUAAAAGAAUUAUCAUAUUUUUUAGUUUUCGCCAUUCCAUACCCAUUUUGUGUUAUGAAUGUACUAAAGUAAAUCCUCAAAGGAAGAGUAAAUUAUUUGUUUUAAUAGAUUAGUUUAAUUUGUAAGAUGAUCAAAUAUUUACAGCCUCAAUAGCAGCCUUUUAUGGUAUGUUUAUUUGUUGUUAAGAUUGUGAUUGA
This is a messenger RNA of Paramecium sonneborni, 985 nucleotides long. Lineage: Eukaryota; Ciliophora; Oligohymenophorea; Peniculida; Parameciidae. The record is from the annotation of a GenBank genome assembly.